Messenger RNA from Chenopodium quinoa (quinoa), 6677 nucleotides. RefSeq names its product THO complex subunit 2-like. Gene Ontology annotation, molecular function: mRNA binding. The record is from RefSeq and is a predicted model, not a curated record. The coding region runs from base 541 to 6036 and encodes 1831 amino acids. Gene Ontology annotation, cellular component: THO complex part of transcription export complex. Lineage: Eukaryota; Viridiplantae; Streptophyta; Magnoliopsida; Caryophyllales; Amaranthaceae. Gene Ontology annotation, biological process: mRNA export from nucleus; mRNA processing. The transcript is spliced from 33 exons.
GAAUUAUAUUUCUUGUGUUUGACUGCUUCAAGAUAUUAGGGAGAUUCUUCCACAAUUUUUCGUUUGCAUGAUUUAUAAGGUUUCUUGUAAUUAGGUUAUACCCGUUCACUGGUUGGUUGUGCGUGCUCGUUAGAGUGACAAAUCAUGUGUAUUUUGUUAAUUUGUUGUGAUCUUUGUAAAAAAAAAAACAAAAAAAAAAAAAAAAAAAAAACGGAACCGAAUAGAUACCUGAAAGCGUAAAAUCAAGACUCCUCUUUUAAGUACGAACUCUAUGUUCAUUCCUGCCGCAAAACCGGCAUAAAUAUUAUGCCCAUCUUCCCCGUCUUAACUUGACGAACUAGUUUGGCUAUGGUGGAUUAGGGCGUCUUCAAUUUCAAUUCAAACCCUGAAAUAACAAUUCUUUUCAAUCCCAAAAUUUUCCAAUUAUUACCAAACAACUGUAUUCUUGAUAAACCCCAAAAAUCGUUUUGCAGAAAUCAGGAAAUUAGUGAAGCUAUUGAGAGAUAAACCUUAUUCAAUUGAUCAUAGAUUUGAUAAAUUAUGUCUCUUCCUUCGAUUGAGUUUGCGUAUUUGACGGGCGAUUUUCUUCGUCAAUUGAAAGAUGGAGACCCUAAUUUGAAAUUGCCAAAUCCCGUUCCUGUUCUUCGCUUCCUUUUCGAGCUCGUGUCGUCUAUGGUAUAUGGUACUUUGCCGUUUCAGAAAUGUAAUGCGGCGUUGGAUGCGGUUGAGUUUUCUGAUGUUAUUUCAGAGGAAGAGUUAGGUUCUUAUUUUGCGGAUAUUGUUACACAAAUGGCUCUUGAUCUUACCAUGUCCGGAGAAAUUCGUGCUCGCCUAAUCAAAUUGGCAAGGUGGCUCGUGGAGUGCUCACUAGUUCCAGUGAGGUUUUUUCAGGAGCGGUGUGAGGAAGAAUUCCUCUGGGAGUGUGAAAUGGUCAAGAUAAAGGCUCAAGAACUAAAAUCUAAAGAGGUUAGAGUAAAUACUCGUCUGUUAUAUCAGCAGACAAAGUUCAACCUCCUUCGAGAAGAGAGUGAGGGCUAUGCCAAGCUGGUAACCCUUCUUUGUGAGGGUUCAGGGGAUCCUAACUCAUCGUCCUCAAAGAUCGGCACUAUUAAGUCCUUGAUUGGUCACUUUGAUUUGGAUCCAAAUCGUGUUUUUGAUAUUGUCAUGGAGUGUUUUGAAAUGCAACCUGACAAUAAGCUUUUCUUGGAUCUCAUUCCAAUUUUCCCUAAGUCACAUGCUUCUCAAAUUCUAGGUUUCAAAUUUCAAUAUUACCAGCGUAUGGAAGUUCAAAAUCCUGUACCUUUUGGACUGUAUCGGCUUGCUGCUUUGCUUGUCAAAGAAGACCUUGUUGAUCUUGAUAGCAUAUAUGCACAUUUAAUUCCCAAGGAUGAGGAAGCAUUUGAAACUUUCAAUGCCAUUACAACCAAGCGCCUUCAUGAGGCUAACAAGAUUGGAAAAAUAAACCUAGCUGCAACGGGAAAGGAUCUUAUGGAUGAUGAAAAGCAAGGAGAUGUGACUGUAGAUCUUUAUGUCGCUUUAGAAAUGGAAAAUCAAGCUGUCAAUGAAUCUGUUUCAGAGCUCGAGGACUGCCAAACACUAGGCUUGCUUACUGGUUUCCUUCUUGUCGAUGAUUGGUAUCAUGCUAAUAUCUUGUUUGAGCGUCUCUCACCUCUUAAUCCAGUGGCAUAUGCUCAGAUUUGUGAUGAGCUGUUCAGGUUGAUUGGAAAAUCAAUUUCCUCAGCAUAUGAUAUUGUACGCAAAAUGCAUCUUGAGAGCUUCAUGAAUGGUCCGAGAUUGUUGGAGGAUGCAGAUUCUUCAAAAAGCUCUCUUAUUCUGCUACCUAAAGAGCUUUUUGAGAUGCUUACCUGUGCUGGACCUUAUCUGUAUCGUGAUACUUUAUUGCUGCAGAAGAUCUGUAGAAUUUUAAAGAGCUAUUACCUAUCAGCUCUUGAACUCAUUAGCAAGGGAGAUGGAGCUCCUGGAUCUGUUAUUGAUGUUAAUAUUAAUCCUCGCUUGCAUCUAAGAGAAGCAAGGUCAAGAAUUGAGGAAGCUCUGGGAUCUUGUCUGCUUCCUUCGUUGCAGUUGGUACCUGCAAAUCCUGCCAUUGGGCAUGCAAUUUGGGAAGUGAUGAGUCUUCUUCCUUAUGAGGCAAGAUAUCGUCUCUAUGGUGAGUGGGAAAAGGAUGAUGAACGGAUACCUAUGAUUUUGGCAGCAAGACAAACAGCUAAGCUGGACACAAGGAGGAUCUUGAAACGGCUUGCAAAGGAAAAUUUAAAACAGCUUGGUCGUAUGGUUGCUAAGCUUGCUCAUGCCAAUCCCAUGACUGUUCUCCGAACAAUUGUUCAACAGAUUGAGGCCUACCGAGAUAUGAUCAUGCCAGUUGUGGACGCAUUCAAAUAUUUGACACAGUUGGAGUAUGAUGUCCUGGAAUAUGUUGUGAUAGAGAGACUGGCACAAAGUGGUCGUGAAAAGCUAAAAGACGAUGGGCUUAACUUGUCAGAUUGGCUUCAAUCUUUGGCUUCAUUUUGGGGACAUCUAUGCAAGAAGUACCCUUCAAUGGAGCUGAGAGGUCUUUUUCAAUACCUUGUCAAUCAAUUGAAAAGGGGUAAAGGAAUUGAACUACUUCUACUGCAGGAGUUGAUACAACAAAUGGCAAAUGUUCAAUACACGGAAAACAUGACUGAGGAGCAGCUGGAUUCCAUGGCAGGUGGAGAGACUUUGCGAUAUCUGGCCACUUCUUAUGGCAUUAGCCGAAACAAUAAGGCACUAGCCAAAUCUACAAACCGACUGAGGGAUUCCUUGGUUCCAAAGGAAGAACCAAAGCUGGCUAUUCCUCUUUUGGUGCUAAUUGCACAACACCGUUCUCUGGUUGUUACCAAUGCAGAUGCACCUUAUAUAAAAAUGCUUAGUGAGCAAUUUGACAGGUGCCAUGGGGUACUCCUUCAGUAUGUGGAUUUUCUAUGUAAUGCUGUCAGUCCAGUAACUGCAUAUGCACAACUAGUACCUACUCUUGAUGAUCUUGUUCAUCUAUACCAUCUUGAUCCAGAGGUUAUCUUCUUGAUCUAUCGACCAGUUAUGAGGCUUUUCAAGUGUAAAAUUAGCUCUGUCUCUUGGCCCUUAUGUGAUCGUGAUGAGCCAAGUGAUGCUGGUGAACUGGUUUUGGAUCUUGGACCUCCAUGCAAUCCAGUGAGGUGGUCUUUUCUUCUUGAUACAGUUAGAACUAUGUUGCCGGCUAAAGCAUGGAACAGCCUCUCCCCAGAUUUGUAUGCAACUUUUUGGGGUCUGACAUUGUAUGACCUUUAUGUUCCUCGGAGUCGCUAUGAGUCUGAGAUUGCGAAACAGCAUGCUUCUCUAAAGGCUCUGGAAGAGCUCUCUGAUAAUUCAGGCUCUGCUAUCGCCAAAAGGAAGAAAGAUAAAGAAAGGAUUCAAGAGUCAUUGGAUCGUCUCACAAGUGAGCUCCAAAAACAUGAAGAGAAUGUCGCUUCUGUUCAAAGGAGGCUUGCAAAUGAAAAAGAUAACUGGUUAAGUUCUUGUCCUGAUACAUUGAAGAUAAACAUGGAGUUUUUACAACGAUGUAUUUUUCCACGCUGUAUUUUCAGCAUGCCAGAUGCUGUUUAUUGCGCAAAGUUUGUCCAUACUCUUCACUCCUUGGGCACACCUUUUUUCAACACAGUCAACCAUCUUGAUGUUUUAAUAUGCAAAACAUUACAUCCAAUGAUAUGCUGCUGUACUGACUAUGAGGCUGGUAGACUUGGCAGAUUUUUGUUUGAAACACUAAAAAUUGCGUACCAUUGGAAGAGUGAUGAAUCAGUCUAUGAACGUGAAUGUGGUAACAUGCCUGGGUUUGCAGUUUAUUAUAGAUACCCCAAUAGUCAACGAGUUACAUAUGGCCAGUUCAUUAAGGUGCAUUGGAAAUGGAGUCAAAGAAUCACCCGACUGUUGAUACAGUGCUUGGAAUCUGCAGAAUAUAUGGAAAUUCGAAAUGCACUCAUAGUGUUGACAAAAAUAACAAGUGUAUUUCCAGUUACUAGGAAAAGUGGAAUCAACAUUGAGAAACGAGUGGCAAAAAUUAAAGGUGAAGAGAGAGAGGAUUUGAAGGUUCUAGCCACUGGUGUUGCAGCUGCUUUAGCUGCUAGAAAGCCGUCAUGGGUUACUGAAGAUGAGUUUGGGAUGGGAUAUCUUGAACUGAAACCUGCACCGUCUGUCGCUCCAAAGUCUUCCACAGGGAAUUCCCUGAAAGAUCAAGCAUUCCGAGUGAAGAUUGCAGAUGGAAAGUCAGAGAGAUCUGAAAAUGUUUCAGGGAAUGCUAAGAAAGGUGGUUCAAUUGCGAAUGGGUCAGAUGUGCAGCCAACAGGCGCGCAGGUAGGAGUAUCACGAUCACUAGAUAGUCAAAAGCAGGUAGAUGAGCCUUCAAACAAGACUGUGGAUGAAAACAAUGCAAAAGGAGUGUUAAAGUUAUCUACCGACAGUGAGAAAAAAAAUGCUGCUAAACGUACCUCAGCUGGAGCUGGUUCAAAGCAACUUAAACAAGAGCUUAAAGAUGAGGCAAAGUCAGCCAAGAUUGCUAGCAGAACAGGUGGUGCUUCUGCAAGUGAGAGAGAUCAUGGAAGCCAUCUUAUAGAGGGCAGGCAAACUGGACAAGCCGCUGUUUUGUCUGCCUCUGUUACAAAUGGUAAUUCAGCUCCUUCAUCUAAAGGCUUGGCUUCUUCCACUAGAGUUGACUUAGAAGCUAGUGAAUUGCGGGGAGAAGUUGGAUCCACAAAAUCCUCUAAUUUAAGGGGUUCUUUGAGGGAUGAUGGCACAGAUCAAUCUGAUUUUCCUCGGCCUUCACAUGCUCGUUCAGCUCACUCUCCGAAGCAUGAUACUGGUGGGAGGGCUGUAGAAAGACAACAAAAAAGAACUAGUCCUGCAGAAGAACCAGAUAGGCUACAUAAACGGAGGAAAGGUGAUUCUGAUGUGAGAGAUACGGAUGUCGAUGUUCGGUUAACCGAUCGGGAGAAAACAGUUGAGCAAAAAGUAAUGGACAAAUCUUACUCAUCAGAGUUGGAUAACUCAGGGACUGAGGAAUCAGCUUUAGGUUGGGUUGCUGAUAAACAUGUUGAUAGGACAAAGGAGAAAAAUAGUGAAAAAUAUGAGAGGGACUACAGAGAUAGAUCUGAGCGCAGUGAUAAACUCCGGGGUGAUGAUAUUUCUGAAAAGGCGAGAGACAGAUCAAUGGAACGGUAUGGAAGAGAGCGCUCUGUCGACAAAGUACCGGAUCGGAGGAUUGAAAGGGGUUUUGAUGGCCUUAAUGACAAAGCUAGGGAUGAAAGAAGCAAGGAUGAUAGAGUUAAAUUGCGUUACAAUGAAGUUUCUGGUGAUAAAUCUCAUAAUGAUGAUCGGUUUCAUUGUCAGAAUUUGCCACCUCCACCCCCUUUACCACCUCAUGUUGUUCCGCAAUCUGUAAAUCGAAGAGAUGAUGAUGCUGAAAGAAGAUUGGCAACUACUAGGCAUGCCCAAAGGCUUUCCCCUAAACAUGACGAAAAAGAACGUAGACGGUCAGAGGAAAGCUUGUUGACUGUGCAAGAUGAUUCCAGGCGUAGAAGAGAAGAUGAAUUCAGAGAUAGAAAGCGUGAAGAACGGGAGAUUUCUUCGAUGAAGGUAGAGGAGAGAGAAAGGGAGAAGGAGAAAGAAAGAGAGCGGGACAGGGAAAGAGCAAACCUUUUGAAAGAGGAAAUAGAUUCAACUGCAGCCUCAAAAAGACGGAAACUUAAAAGGGAGCAUAUUCCUGGUGGGGAACCUGGUGAGUAUUCCCCUGUUGCUCCACCACCCCCAAUUUCCAUUGGCAUUCCACAGGCGUAUGAUGCCAGGGAAAGAGGAGAUCGAAAAGGUACAAUGGUUCAGCGUCCAGCAUACUUUGAGGAACCAGGUAUGAGGUUGCUUGUAAAAGAACCACCAAGCAAGAUGGUACGACGUGAUGUUGACCCAACGUACGAACGUGAUUGGGAUGAUGAGAAAAGACUGAGAGCAGAAGCAAAACGCAGACACAGGAAAUGAUUUCAAGCAAUCAGAAUGCUGUUCUCAUUGUGUUGCUGACUGAGACCAAGUGUCAGUAAUUUUUGUUUUCUCGGAUCAUCUCCUGCGAUGUUGAGGAUUUGUCCAGUGUUUAAAUUUUAUUAAGAAUCUGCAUUUUCAGUUUGACCCAAAUGUGAGGGAGAUCUCUUAUGUGAACAGUAUUGUAGCUGGAUCUUUAAGUUAAGUUGUUUGAGCAAUGUCCUGAUACUAAUUACAAUUGUAACAUAGAGGGAUUUGGAAUUUCCCGAAAUUGAAGUUUAUGAAUGAUCAUGAUUUUGAUCAUUAAUUCAGCUAAUGGGGAUGAAGCAAAGCUGGAUUCUCUUGCUAUUGCUUGAGAACUGAUGUACUAGUGCAUGUGUUAACCUCAAUAUUGCACAAGGGAAGAGGACAUAUUUAGGAGGUAUUGGAGUUUGAUGUGCUUAGAUGAAUAUAGACCUUGUGUUAGAUUUUUAUUUUAAAAAAAUUCUGUUCUAUUAGCUAUAUAGUCAAACAAAUUACUUGCAUAGAAAUAUGUUUCCUGUGUUUGUAUAUAUAUGUAUAUUAAAAAACCGGCAAUUUUGAUAAUUUUUAUGGCUUAUCUUAUUGCCUCUAUAUACAAGUUUUCAUACAUUCUGAAAUAAUAA